AUGGAGACUACGACCAUCACCACCACUCAGACGGCCUUCACCUUUGGACUAAGCGAGAGGUGCGCCAGCAUCAGCCUGCACGCGCCGGCCCAGGACCCGGAACCCCCGGCCCAGCCCGACCCCGGCGCGCCCGGGUACCAGAGCAAGAGCAAGGUGCUGAAGAGGCAGCGCUCCAGCUCCCCGGAGCUGCUGCGCUGCAAGCGGCGGCUGACGUUCAGCGGCCUGGGCUACUCCAUCCCGCAGCAGCAGCCCGUGGCCGUGGCGCGGCGCAACGAGCGCGAGCGCAACCGGGUCAAGCAGGUCAACAUGGGCUUCCAGACGCUGCGCCAGCACGUGCCCAACGGCGCCGCCAACAAGAAGAUGAGCAAGGUGGAGACGCUGAGGUCCGCCGUGGAGUACAUCCGGGCCCUGCAGCAGCUCCUGGACGAGCACGACGCGGUGUCCGCCGCCUUCCAGUGCGGCCUGCCCUCGCCCACCCUGUCCCACAGCUACUCCGCCGACCCGGAGUCCCCCCACUCCGCCUACUCCUCCGACGAGGGCGGCUACGAGCCGCUGAGCUCCGAGGAGCAGGAACUGCUGGACUUCACCACCUGGUUUGACCGGUACUGA
Messenger RNA from Menidia menidia (Atlantic silverside), 609 nucleotides. The record is from the annotation of a GenBank genome assembly. NCBI's taxonomy places the organism in Eukaryota, Metazoa, Chordata, Actinopteri, Atheriniformes, Atherinopsidae.